UGAGAUUUGGCUGAGAUCUGAAAUAUAUAUACAUACAUACAUAUAUAUAUAUAUAUAAGACAGAAAAACAUGUUCAAGUCAUGGAGCAAGAAGAAAACGGUCAAAGCUGUAUUCAAAAUGGAGUUUCAGGCAACUCAGGUGCCAAAGCUGAAAAAAUCUACAUUGGUGAUAUCUUUGGUGCCGGAGGAUGUUGGAAAGCCAACGGUGAGACUAGAGAGAGCAGCAGUUCAGGAUGGAACCUGUUAUUGGGAGAAUCCUAUAUAUGAGAAAGUGAAAUUCAUCAAGGAUCCCAAAACAGGGAAUCUCAACGAGAAGAUCUACCAUUUCAUUGUUUCAACUGGAUCAUCGAAAUCUGGUUAUCUCGGAGAAGCUUCAAUUGAUUUUACAGAUUUUGCCGCAGAAGCCAAGCCGUCCGCUGUUUCUCUGCCCCUCAAGUUUGCCAACUCUGGCGCCGUCCUACAUGUAACAAUUCAGAAGAUGGAGGAAGCUACUGAUCAAAAUGAAGAAUAUAGAGCUCCAUCGCUUUCCCAUGACAAAGACCUGAAGAACCAACCGGGCAAUUGCAGUACGGAUGAAAACUUGUACAUUGCUGUACAGGAUAGGCAUCGGAAUGGAACCAUGUCUCAAAUAUCUGAACAAAAUGGCAUCUCCAGAGCAUCUACUGGUUCUAGUGCUACAUUAGCAUCAUGCUGGAAUACCAGCUCUAUACAAAGUACUCAACAAGAUCCUGGAUUGAGAAGUAAUAGCAUCCAUUACGAACCUACCAGCUUGCGCACACAUAUCAGACGGAACUCCAUGCCUCAGAAGGGAAUUCUUGAUUCCAUAAUCACAAAAAAUCGUGUGCAUCGGAGGUCAAACACUGAUUGCUCAAUGGAUUCAGCUUCAUACGGAAGUUUAGUUGACUCAAUAAACAGCCCCGAGGACAACCUUCCAGGAGAAAAGUUGCAAGAGGCAUCAGAUGAUUCCCUCAAAAAACUCAAAAAUGAAAUUGCUGCUCUGAUGAGGCAAGCAGAAGUAUCGGAAAUGGAACUAGAGUCACUUCGGAGACAAAUUGUGAAAGAGAGGAAACAAGGAGACACCCUAUCGAGAAAUGUUUUUAGCCUCAAAGAGGAGAAAGAUGCACUCAAAAUAGAAUGUGAACAACUCAAGUCACAACUUAAACGUAUUAACGAGGCAGAAGCUCCAAAAACAUUGCAGUCUGAGAUUACAGGUGCAAGAGUUCAAUUAGAAGCAACGAGGCAAGAGCUUAAUUAUGAAAAGAAUAUAAAUAAGGAUCUUCAGUUACAGCUGCAGAAGACACAAGACUCAAACACGGAUUUAAUUCAUGCAGUAAGAGAUCUUGAAGAAAUGCUGGAGAGAAAAAAUAGGGAAAUAACUGAUCUUUCCACCUCCAAAAUGAAUGGGGAUAAAAAUUCAACACUGGAAGAAUUGGCUAAAGAGCAUGAUAAUUCGGAGGAAGUAGAUUUGUUGAAGCAGAAUAUUAGAGACCUGAAUGGGGAAAUAGAAUUCUACAAGAAACACAAGGAAGAGCUAGAUAUGCAUAUGAAACAGCUAGUCUUGGACUAUGAGCUUUUGAAGCAGGAAAACCAUGAUAUCUCAUUGAAGUUGGAGAAGAACCAGGAACAAGAACAAAUGACACAAAAUGCAUAUUUAGCGGCUAUGGAAACAAUAAAAGGACUUGAAUCUCAGAUAGAGAGAUUAGAAGGAAAAUUCAAGAAGCAGACUGAGGAAUUCUCAGAAUCUUUGCUCUCCAUAAAUGAACUUGAAAUCCAGGUUCAGAAUUUAGAAACAGAACUGGAGAAGCAGGCAGAGGAAUUUGAAGAAAAUCUCAAUGCCAUGACAUGUGCCAAAACUGAGCAGGAACAGAGAGCCAUCCGAGCAGAGGAGGGCUUGAGGAAGACCAGGUGGAACAAUGCUGCUACGGCUGAGCGUCUCCAGGAGGAGUUUAGAAGGCUUUCAGUAGAAAUGGCAUCUAAGUUUGAUGAGCAUGAGAAGCAGGCCACAAAAGCACUGACAGAAGCUAAAGAAUUGCGUCUGCAGAAAAUAAAUUUGGAAGAACUGCUCGAAAAAGCCAAUGAAGAGCUUGGACUAAUCAAACAUCAGAAUGAAGUGAAACAGCAACAGCUUUUGAACCAAAUACAUUUAGAUGAAAAUAAGAUAGAGAAGAUGUCAUUGGAACUAGACCAAAAGUCCAUGCAACUCGAAUAUGCACAAAAGCAUGAUAGGGAAGACCAUGAGGCUUUCUUGAUGGAUAUCCAAAUGCUUAGAGCAGAGGUAGAAAGGCUCACAAAAGAAAAGUAUAACUUCUCUGAGCAGGUGGACAGGGAACAAAUUAAGACAUCUGUUGGUGAAAAGGAGAUGCUCAUGCAAACAUGGAACAAAGAAAGGGGUGAUUUGGAGAAAAAAUUAGGUUCAGCAAAGAAGGAAACAGAAAAAAUACAUGAAGAGCUUAUUGCUAUGAGGUCCUUAAAAGAUGAGAAGGAAGCGAUGAGUAAUGAUCUACAGUCAGAAGUGGAAGACCUUAACGCCCGGCAUAAUGAGUUAAAAGAUGUCUUGGACAAAGAAGAAUUGGAGAAGGAAAACUUAAGGAGGCAAAUAUUUCAAAUUAAAAAUCAGCUACAGAAGGAAGAAGAAAUGACCGGUAAGGAGAAGAAGCUCAUGAACUGCAAUGGACAAUCUGAAGAAAGAGAAAAUGCCCAAGAAAACCCACUGCUUUCUAAAAUGGGUGCUACCGAAGACAAGUCAUUGCAGAAAGAAGAUAUUGUAGUACCACAUGAAAGGAGAGGAGAUAUCCACUCUGAGAAAGAGGUGAAGGUCUCCACUUUCUAUGCUGGGGACAACAACAAUUAUACCAACUUGUUAUCUGAAGUGGCAUUGCUGAAGCAAAGGAACAAAUAUAUGGAAAAAGAGCUGAAAGAAAUGGAAGAGAGAUAUUCAGAGAUAAGUCUCAAGUUUGCAGAGGUUGAAGGUGAAAGGCAACAACUAGUGAUGACUGUACGAAACCUCAAGAAUGGAAAGAAGAAUUAGCUUUCUAUAACAUGAUGGAUAUAAGAGCCAUGGAGCCUCGCAUUAGUGCAGCAGCAAGAUAUGGUUAAACAAUUGAGCACCAAAACCAGGUGUGACCAUUACCUUCAUUGAACUGUGGUCAAGAAAACAAUGUAAAGUUUGUGAAGUAACACUUCCGUAUGC
This is a messenger RNA of Juglans microcarpa x Juglans regia, 3189 nucleotides long. Its product is annotated as myosin-J heavy chain. Lineage: Eukaryota; Viridiplantae; Streptophyta; Magnoliopsida; Fagales; Juglandaceae. Bases 70 to 3027 code for a protein of 985 amino acids. The record is from RefSeq and is a predicted model, not a curated record. The transcript has 7 exons.